AUGUCGAAUAAUGCAACACCCGUCAUUUCACAUAGGCAGCCUCGAGUUCUCGCCUGCGUCCUGUGCCAACAUCGCAAGAUCAAAUGUGAUCGCAAUACCCCGUGUUCAAAUUGUAUAAAGGCCAAUGCCACUUGUACUCCCAGCACACCAGCUCCGGCGCGCAAGCGACGCCGGCCAAACCAAGAUCUCCAAGAGCGCCUAGCCCGGUGUGAAGAGCUUCUAAAGCAAUAUGCUGGCGGUUCUGUCCCUUCCCAGGCUGACCUCCAAGCAGCCGCACCCUCCGUAGCCUCUGUGACGACCCCUGCCUCAACCUUCAAAGCGGAAACGUCGGACUAUUCGCCCACCUAUGAUGACUUCCCGGAUCGCCGGCACCCGGGAAAAGUAAUUCAUCAAGAUGGGGGUGUUCGUUUUAUAGACAGCCAACUUUGGUCGACUUUCUAUGACGAGCUACAAGCUAUGCGAGAAAUUGUAGAUGCCGACGAUCCUGAGGGAUCUAGUGUCCUAGGGACUGAGGGCCAUACUCCUGAAAACAACGCCGACGUACUACUGUUGUCUGACAGCUCUUCCGCAAACCCCGAAGACUACCAGCCUGACCCUGUGCAGGCCUUCCGGCUAUGGCAAAUCUUCCUGGACCGCGUCAACCCACUUACAAAGAUCGUGCACGUUCCCACCUUGCAGCCGUAUGUAAUUGAGGCAACCAGUGACUCGUCCGGUGUGCCUCUGAACUAUCAGGCUCUACUCUUAUCCGUUUACCUGUUGGCCAGCAUAGCCUUGCAGGACUCCGAAUGCAUGCAACUAAUUGGAAUUUCUCGAGACCAAGCUGUCCAGAGAUUUACAGCUGGCACUAAACAGGCGUUGAUUAAGCUGGACUUUCUUCGCAACUCUGAUAUGGCCUCGAUUCAAGCCUUGGUCCUGUUUCUUUAUUCACUUCAAGGUCGCUAUGAUAGGCACGCUGCCUGGGUCUUGAGUGGCACAAUCGUGCGUGUUGCUCAGAAAAUGGGCUAUCACCGCGACGGCGAGUUGCUUGGUCUUACACCGUUUGAGACCGAGAUGCGAAGAAGAAUAUGGUGGCAAAUCCUAAUGCAGGACACAAAACUUGCGAUUGUGUCGGGUGUGAUUCAUAAUUCUAUUCAGGAUAGUUACGACACGAAACCUCCCCGGAAUCUGAACGAUGCCGAUCUAUUCCCCGGUUCUACGGAACCUGUACAACCUCGCGAGGGCCCGACGGAGAUGGCAUUUAUUCUCAUCACCAGCCGCCUCACCAAAUUUAUGCUUUCAGAGAGCUCGAGAAUGGGAUUCGAAAGUGCUAUCAUGGGACACGAUCCAAAUAAUGCAGAUGAGCCCCAAGAUCCCAGUAUCAAGGCGAAAUAUAAGGCUAUUAUUCAAGAGCUCGAUAGGGAUUUGCUGGAUAUUGAGCAACGAUAUUGCGACCCCUCUGCUGGAAACGUUCACAGCGCUGCUUUGACUAUUAGGGCCAUGCUCAUUCGAAAGUUAGAUGAGAUGCUUGUUCCUAUGCAAGAGCAGCCGGAAUGGGGAACCGAGAUUUUCGAGCCCAAAGACAACUUGGUCAAGCUUGUACUCAUGAACAACGAACAGAGCGCCGACGCUUACGAUCGGAUGGCACCCUUGGGAUUCCUCUGGUUCGUUAAGCUACAUUUCCAGCUCGAGGUCUUCGGCGUCUUGACUGGCCAACUUGCCAGACGGCCAACAGGGUCAUUGUCGGAUCGAGGCUGGAGAAUCGUGGAGAAGGUCCACCGCUGGCAGCCUGAACUGUUUGAUGUGUCGGUCAAGGCCUAUGCUUCUCAGGCGCAGUUCACUCUCAAAGCCUGGAAGGCCCGCGAAGCAGCGUAUAAUGCCCUCGGACAAGCCAUCGAAAUACCGUCCUUUAUUUCACGUCUCCGGGAACUCGUUCCGACAUCAGAUUCCAGAGGGUCAACGCAAUCCUGCAUGACAUCUCCCCAAAUGCCCCCACCACAACAGACUAUCAACGAUCUUGAUCAGUUCCUUGGCGGUUACUUGGAUGUCUCUUCGUUGAGCUGGGAUAUGUGGGGUGACAUGACGAACACUAACACCAAUAAUAACAAUCACCAAGCACAAGGUGCAUUUUUCAACGGCUUUCCUUUGGGCCCGGAGAUGGGCGGCAAAAGUGCCAACCCCAUGCAGUAG
This is a messenger RNA of Clonostachys byssicola, 2166 nucleotides long. NCBI's taxonomy places the organism in Eukaryota, Fungi, Ascomycota, Sordariomycetes, Hypocreales, Bionectriaceae. The record is from the annotation of a GenBank genome assembly.